This is a messenger RNA of Acomys russatus (golden spiny mouse), 3358 nucleotides long. RefSeq names its product activating transcription factor 6 (gene Atf6). NCBI's taxonomy places the organism in Eukaryota, Metazoa, Chordata, Mammalia, Rodentia, Muridae. The coding region runs from base 1 to 2208 and encodes 735 amino acids. The transcript is spliced from 18 exons. Gene Ontology annotation, molecular function: RNA polymerase II cis-regulatory region sequence-specific DNA binding; DNA-binding transcription factor activity, RNA polymerase II-specific. Gene Ontology annotation, biological process: endoplasmic reticulum unfolded protein response; regulation of transcription by RNA polymerase II. Gene Ontology annotation, cellular component: nucleus. The record is from RefSeq and is a predicted model, not a curated record.
AUGUGUGUGCAGGAUUCCUUGGAGCAGAAGAGAGCUUCUGUGGGCUUUCUACAAGUAUCAUUUGUAAGAACCUUUACCUCCGAUUUUGUGCGGUUUGCCUCCGCUCGGCCACCGUCCCUCAGCGCUCAGCAUUAUUUUGUCCGCCGCCGCUGCUGUUUCGGAUUACUCACCGAUCCGAGUUGCGAGGAAGAGGUAUCUCUUUCGGGGAAGCCGGCUGGUGUGGCCGGCACCAUGGAGUCGCCUUUUAGUCCCGGACUUCCUCUUGGACUAGAUGAAGACUGGGAGUCCACGCUGUUUGCUGAGCUUGGCUAUUUCACAGACACUGAUGAGGUGCAGUUCGAUGCAGCAAACAAGACCUAUGAAAAUAAUUUUGAUCAUCUUAAUUUUGAUUUGGAUUUGAUGCCUUGGGAAUCAGACAUCUGGAGCUCCAGCAGCCAUUUCUGCUCAGUUACAGACAUUAAGGCAGAGCCCCAGCCUCUGUCUCCGGCUUCCUCAAGUUGUUCACUCUCAUCUCCUCGGUCCAUAGACUCUUGUUCUUCAACGCAGCACGUUCCUGAGGAGUUGGAUUUGUCUUCUAGUUCUCAGUCUCCCCUUUCCUUAUAUGGUGAGAGCUGUACGAGCCCCUCCUCAGUCGAGCCCCUGAAGGAAGACAAGCCUGCUGUUGCUCCUGGAAGCAAAACUGACCAUGGACUGACUCCAAAGAAAAAGAUUCAGAUGAGUUCAAAACCUUCAGUUCAGCCCAAGCCUUUGUUACUUCCAGCAGCACCCAAGACUCAAACAAGCACCAGUGUCCCAGCCAAAGCCAUCAUCAUCCAGACGCUGCCAGCCCUUGUGCCGCUGGCAAAGCAGCAGCCUGUCAUCAGCAUACAGCCUGCACCCACUAAAGGUCAGACUGUUUUGCUCUCUCAGCCUACUGUGGUUCAACUUCAGGCCCCUGGAGUUCUGCCUUCUGCUCAGCCUGUUCUUGCUGUCACUGGGGGAGCCACACAGCUACCUAACCAUGUGGUGAAUGUGGUACCAGCUCCUGUGGUGAGCAGCCCAGUGAAUGGAAAACUUUCCAUGACUAACCCUGCCCUGCAAGGUACCACAAGAAGUAUGGGCUCAGAUAUUGCUGUGCUGAGGAGACAGCAGCGGAUGAUAAAGAACCGAGAGUCUGCCUGUCAGUCGCGCAAGAAGAAGAAGGAGUACAUGCUGGGACUGGAGGCCAGGCUGAAGGCUGCCCUCUCGGAGAACGAGCAGCUGAGGAAGGAGAACGGGUCCCUGAAGCGACAGCUGGACGAGGUGGUGUCGGAGAACCAGAGGCUUAAAGUCCCGAGUCCAAAGCGAAGAGCUGUCUGUGUGAUGAUAGUAUUGGCAUUUAUAAUGCUCAACUAUGGGCCCAUGAGCAUGCUAGAGCAAGAUUCCAGGAGAGUGAAACCCAGUGCAGACCCUUCACAUCAAAGGAGGCACCUUUUAGAAUUUUCAACAAAAGAAGCUCAAGACACGUCAGAAGAUAUCAACCAGAAAACCAGCUACAGAUAUGAUCAUUCUGUUUCCAACGACAAAGCCUUAAUGGUGCUAAGUGACGAACCACUACUCUAUAUUCCUCCACCUCCAUGUCAGCCCCUGAUCAAUACAACCGAGUCUCUCAGGUUGAACCAUGAACUUCGUGGCUGGGUUCAUAGACAUGAAGUGGAAAGGACCAAAUCAAGAAGAAUGACAAAUAACCAACAGAAAACCCGUAUUCUUCAGGGUGCUCUGGAACAGGGCUCCAGCUCCCAGCUGAUGGCCGUCCAGUACACAGAAACCACCAGCAUCAGCAGGAAUUCUGGGAAUGAGCUGCAAGUGUACUAUGCUUCACCUGGGAGUUACCAAGGCUUCUUUGAAGCCAUCCGCAGGAGGGGAGACACAUUUUAUGUCGUAUCAUUUCGAAGGGAUCACCUGCUAUUACCAGCUACAACCCAUAACAAGACCACAAGGCCAAAAAUGUCCAUUGUAUUACCAGCAAUAAACAUAAAUGAUAACGUCAUCAAUGGGCAGGACUAUGAAGUGAUGAUGCAGAUUGACUGUCAGGUGAUGGACACCAGGAUACUGCACAUCAAAAGCUCCUCCGUUCCUCCCUAUCUCCGAGAUCAUCAAAGGAACCAAACCAAUACCUUCUUUGGUUCCCCUCCAACAGCCACAGAGACAACCCAUGUUGUCAGCACCAUCCCCGAGUCCGUACAGUAGUGCCCUGAGCCGCCUGGGAAAGCAGAGUGUGGGCCUGCCACACUGAAGGGCCGGUGAGGGGUGCUGCUCUCUGCCUCCUUGUGAACUGGGAACUGCCUCUUGCUGCAACUCCAGGGAAGGAAAAGAAGAGAGCAAGAAGCGACUCUGCUUUUCACCACCUACCCUCCAGUGGGGGACAUGCUAAAGAGCAGUUUUCUCAUGGCAGUGCAGCCUGUGUAGGCAGUGUUGCCUGGUGGUGGUGUUCUGUUAAGUCUUUCUUCACUGCUUUUCCUAUUGAUUUGUUCUUCCUCCAGAUAAGACCCACUUCCUCUUUUGUCCACUACACUGCCUGGCAUAGUAAAGGGAUUUUUAUUUAAAGCUUUAGAGCACAUGUUCAUGUGGUUUCCACCAAUUGGCUUUCUCUCUCCUUUGAUUCAAAUCCAUUCUGAGUAGUAUAUUUGAGAAAACACAUUUCAAAAGUCUGAACAGCCAGAAGCAUCCCACAGAGUCAAAACAGUUUGGAGUUUGGGUAAAGGGAUUAUCCACUUGGUCAAGUUUAUUUUUACUUGUGACUUUGUGGUUCAGCUCUGAGCAAAUAACUGCUGUGGGGUCAGAGAGUGAGCCGCACACUGGAGACAAGGGAAGGGAAGGCCAGUGGUGGGAUGUAGGGAGAGGAGGUGACUCGAUCUAUACAUGUGUUUAAACACUGGGGGUUCACAUGGCUUCCCGGUAAGUUUAGAGGUACAGCCACCGUUCACUCUUGGAACUCUGCUCCUCACCGCAGAUCCUUAAGGACCUCAGGGCAAAUGCUUCCCUAUCAUUGUGAAUCCUCAGCCCAGGACACACUCCUGUGAAACCAGCCUCAGCAAAGGAACUUGGAGGUAGCCAGGUUUAAGCUAGAGUAGAGUGUUUCCUUAAGGACUGACAGUGCACAGAGCAGGCAUGGGAUCCCACGGAGCCUGCACCAUAUUAUGGCAAAAAAUUUCAGUUUCUCCAGUGGAAAGAUGAUAAAGACUGUAUCUCUCUUUGUUCCAUAUUGGAGUUUAAAAAAAAAAAAAAAAAGCUAUGGCUGGGCACAUGCCUUUAAUCCUAGCACCAUGUGGAAGGUAGGGUAAACUUUGAGAUCAGCCUGGUCUACAUAUUGAGUUCCAGGACAGAGCAGGCAAAGCUA